UGUAAUCUGUUGAAAAAAAAAACUCGUUUGCUAGUGAUUUAUAAUAACAAAUAUAAACUAAUUAAUAGUUAAUUAAUUAAAUAAUAAUACUUAAUACAUUCAUAUUAAAGUACACAUGGAUUAUUUUAUAAAAAAAGACAAUUUAAGGAGAUUUUAUAUUUUAAACAUUGAAAAAGUGAAAUGUUUUUUACUACUUUAAUACUCAUAAUAAAAAAUGACAUAAGAAUUUAUUAAAUUAUUUACUUUGUUAUGUAUGACAUGUAAUUAAAAAAUGGCAAUAUUAUUAGUCGCGGGAUUAUUUGUUAUUAAAUGAUAAAUAAAUUAUUAAAUUAUGCCUCGUAAAGAAAAAACAAAUGCCAGAACAUGGGAACGCGACAGAAGAAAUCGUAUGAAUUUAUAUUUCAAAACCCUAGGAGAAUUACUGCCACCAAAUCAAGACGGAAAAAAUCGUAACAAAGUUGACAUCUUAAUCCAUGCAUCAAAAUAUAUAAAAGAUUUGACAAAUCGUACGGAAGAAUUAUUCAAUAAUAAUGCAGUUGAUGCACACAAAGAGGAAUUAAGUCGUUUAAAAAAAUUAGUCGCCCAACUUUAUUCACGUACACAAUUGCUGUCAACUUUAUUAAAAGAUGCGGGUAUUACGGUCCCAGCUGAACCUGCCUUAGAAAAAAUGUCUCCAUUGAAAUGGUCCAAUAAAAUAAAUGUUGAUGAUACUGAUAAGUAUAUAGAUCGUCAUAAAGAACGAAAAAAACCCGAGAAGCGGAGAAAUAAUUCGAUUGGUUUAAAAAUACCUUUGAAUAAAAAAUCGAAGGCUAGUGAUAUUGAUGUGUCUUCAAAUAAAAAUAAAAAUGAUAAAAAUAUUUUGGAAAUUAUUGGCCCAGUUGAAGACCAAGAAAAUCAUGUGGGCAGUAACAUUGAUGACAAAAAUACAGAAGAUAAAAAAAAUGAUUCAUUGAAUAAAAAUUCAGAAUUGCGAAAUAAUUCUGACCCAGUUUCUAGCGAACCAGCCAUAGAAUCAUCAGCCGGUCCAAAAUCCAGCACCGGAAUCCGCAAACUCGAGUCCCGUAAAAAAUUAAAAAGAAAAAAUUUAAAUAACAACGACCCCCAAGUAAAGAAACCAACUAAAAAAUCACUAAAAUCAAAGUCAACACCAUCAACAUCAGCAUCAACAUCACAAAAUUCAUCGAUAGCAAAUUUAGUAUCCGGGACAUUGAUUUUAUCAAGCGGUAAGUUGAUGCCACUGAUAACACCACUGGCGUCAACAAAUAUCCUCGUCAACCCAAGUACUUCCAAUCAACAGCAGCAACAAUCACAAAUAAUUAUCAGCAACAAUCAAUCAUCAGCGAACCCAAUGAUCGUAAUGCAGUCCGUCGAUUGCAAUAACAUCAAAAAUAUAUCCGUCCAAAAUAAUAAUGUCCUAAAUACUGUACAGAAAGUGACAUUGAAUACAAUACCAAGCAUACGAACAAAUGUCGGAAUAAAUUCCCACGACUGGGUGUCAAAUGUAAAGACAAUUAUCGAAGCGACCAAAAUCGGCGGUCGCAAAGGCAUUUUACCAAAAGGUAAAGAAAUAACGAAGACAACUAUGGCCUACAAGGUCCCGAUUCCUGUCGUGCGUCGCGACGUCAAAACACUUGCCAGCAAAUCUGACAUCAAAAAUACGAAGACAGAAAAUAAAAAUAAAAAUAAAAAACAGAAAUUUAGGAGUAAAAAAAAAAAUGAUGACAAAAAAUUGAAGGAUAAAAAAUCAGCGGAUGUUCAUGAAAAUGAUGACAAGUUGACAGCCGAAGUGAGUGAGAAAUUACCAGAAAAUAGUGAACCGAUUGAUGACUUCCAGAACGUUGCUGAUAAAAUUACCGAAAGUUCGGAAAUUAAUAAUGAUGCGGAUGUCAAUUUGGAUAACCAGUCAACGGAAGCUGAAAAAUCCUCAGUUGAAAUUUUAACUGAGACAAAAGUCGAAUCAGCUGCCGCAGAAUUGAGCUGCGCUAAAGAAAUAAUCGAGGACUCAGGUGAAAAAAAUAUUUCUGACCCAGGAGUAUCAGCGGCAGAGCUGACGGAAACUCUGGCUGAAAAAGAUGAAUUUUCAGUAGAGAAAGUAAUCGAAGUUGACAUCAAUAAACCGCCAGAAGUUAAAGAAGUCUGUGAUUUAAAUUCUCGGUUCAAUUUGUUGACUGAGUCGCCGGACAACUCAACGAUAGACGCGACCAAGAUUAUUUUGAAUCUAGACACCAACACUACGACGACAAUGAAACCGGAAAUGUCAUCAGCUGUCACAGUAACCGUCGCGCCUGAAGCAAAAGACGAAAAAUUGAUAAAGGAAUCAAACAAAAGUCUUUACAGCAACGACAAUAGUUUCGUGCCGAUAAAUAAUCGGGACUUACACUCCGAUUUAUCAAACGAUUUAUUUGCGUCGCUUCAAGUCCCGUCUAAUUCCCAUAACCCAGAGUCCAUUUCACCGACCGCUGCCUUUUUGAUGGCGUUCCCAUUGGUGUCGUCGUUGAACGGCAAGACAGAAGUUCUUGAAGAAGACAUGAAAGAGGACUUGAAGUAUCACAGCCAGACACCUCCGAUGUUGCUGCAAAUUGGCAACAUCGAGCCCAAUAGUUUCAAAGUAAAAUCCGAUGAUUUGAAAAUAAGCGACAGUAAAUUCAAAAAAAAUUUAAUCCCAGAUCCAGAAAUAAAAACUGAUAACUCGAAGUCGCUGCCGAAAAUUAUAAACAGCGAGACGUUUAAAGACAAAUUGUAUCGAAUUGUUCCCUACUCAAAAUCGAUUGUUCCGACGUCGAUAAAUAAUUUGACAAACUUAAUAUCUAGCGUCAGUUCGGCUGCUAAUUCAAACUGUGAUAUUGAUAGCAAUAAAAAAAUAGAUAAGUCUAAAUAUAAUGACAAUAAUAAUAAUUCUAAUAAUAAUAAUAAUAUUAUUAUUAAUUCAACGAAUGAUAAUAAGUUGUCUAAAUAUAAUGAUGACAAUUCGACGCGUUAUCAGACGACCUUACUGACAGAUUAUACGUCGAACUACACGAAUUUCACGGUAAAUAAUACAGAAGAAAUUAUUCCAAUAGAUAAUUCGCGGGCUUAUUCAAAUCAGAGCGGGAUUCAAAAUAAUGAAUCUCUUAAUUUACCGUACCAGUAUUCUUCCCAAGAGCAGCGAUAUGUUGAAAGUAAUCAUGAGUCUUCUAAUUAUUCCCACAAAGAAAUUUUUAAUAAUCAAUUGACCCCACGUUAUAACCCGGGAAAUUUGAAUAAAAAUUCACCGGUUGAUUAUCAAAAUUAUUUAAUUAAAGAACGCGAUUUACAAACUCAGUCUCAGUCUCAGUCUCAAGUUCAAGUUCCCGGUCAAAGUUUGGAUCAAAAUUACAGCAACGCAACAACGAAACAAACCGCAACGAAAUCUGUCAAAAUUACAGAACACUUUGGACUUUCAGGUGAUAAAAUGUCACCGGACUUUGGUGUUUCCGGUUUGAAAAUGACAGAAAAUGAGCACUAUGACGUCACGAGUGUUAAGAUGAAUUCAGAAAAUUAUACAGGACAUUAUGUUCCUUAUACGCGGGAUGAAAAAAAACUUUUUGAUGAUAAUUCGCAUAAUAAAAAUAGUGGGCAGAUUUCGUUGCCUCAUUAUUCACAUCAAGUUACGUCACAAAUGCAACAAAAACAACAACAGCAGCAACAAAAUGUUGCUAAUAAUAAUAAUAAGUCUACUGGUGCUAAUAAUUCGUCUAAUUUUAGUGUUCUUUCUUGGACUGGUAUUUCACCAAAUAAUAAUAAUAAUAAUAAUAAUAAUAAUAAUAAUAAUAAUAAUAAUAAUAAUUCUACAAAUACUAAUAAUAAUAAUAAAACAAAUAAAAGCAAAAAUAAUAAUAAUAAUAAUAAUAAUAACAAUAAUAAUAAUAAUUUAUUAAGAUUUGAACAAAAUACUGAACAAAAUUCCAAUGAAGAUAAGACAAUAUGUGAAAAUUUUAAUUAUUCAUUACAAAAAAACGCGACAUUCAAUAAUAAUAAUAAUAAUAAUAAUAAUAAUAAUAAUAAUAAUAAUAAUAAUAAUAAUAAUAAUAAUAAUAAUGCUAAUAAUGAUAAUAAUAAUAAUAAUGCGGGACAAUCAUUUACGACAGACUUAUCAUCAACGGGAAUAGAAAAAAAAACUAAACCACCAACAACAACAGCAGCAACAACAACAACGACAACGACAGUGACCCAUAGUCAAGAUAAAACAAAAUCUACUGGUCCGACCCAAAAGUCCCGUAAUCAAAAUCCAGUAGACGAUUACGGUAGCAACAAAAUAAAUAAAAAAUUUACAGUCGAUGCAAAUUACACGCAGACAGAAUUCCCAUUGGACCAGCAGCGACACUCUAAAACUAAUCAGACACCGAAGGAGAAUAAAAACUACAGCAAUUAUGACUCUAUUAAUUUUGAUAUCGAACCUGGUAACCCCGGAAAAUGUCCAGAUAUUUACUCUGGGAAUUAUAAAGAUCAGAUAAAAUAUCAGGGAAUUUUGCAUGAUCCUUACAAGCAGCAACAACAGUUAAAAUCCAAACCAAUUCAGCAGCAAGUCCAGCAGACGGCCAGACCACCAGUAAACUGGAUGAUGACACCGGAAAUAAAACACAACUCUAAUGUGCCGGACAUUAUUUUGCCGCCGAUUGGCAAAGAGUUAGAGUUUUGUCAGAACAAUAUUUUUAGCCAGCCUCCAACUUACAAUCAGCCAUCAACAUCAGCAGCAAAUCAUCAAUUUUACAACAACUAUGACGUAGCAGUAAGCGCUGCAGGAUUUACAAAUGUUUCUAGCCUGCAAAGCGACCCCCGGAGAUUAACAGACACUUAUUACCCAGAUGACCAGCAUUUUUCCUGGUCGCCAACCAAAAAUCCUCAGAAUCCAGACCACUCCCAAGUUAUUAAAUCAAUAGAACAUCAGCAGCAGCAUCAGCAGCAAGUGGUUCCAUCAACUUUACCAACUCUCGUUGGUGAUCUAGCCCUGGGUACCGUCACUGAAAAGGGUUUUAUGUUCGGACAGCGCAAUGAUAUAGCGCAGCCUAAGACAGUAAAAGACAAAGAAUUCUCAGUGAUCAACGAAAAUGUCCAGCAUUCCGUUCAAGGUGGGUCAUUUUUGUCCGUAAGUCAAUUAGUCGAGCAUGAGAAGGCUGAGAAACAUCAGCAGAAUCAUCCCCAUCACCCGCAUCAGCAGCAGACCCAAACCCAGACACAAACGCAGACGCAGACGCGGAAACAUCAGCGGAAGAGCAACACAAGUCCGCGGACGGCUAGAAGACAAAUGGAGAUGCGGAAAACGGACCAGUUGCCGCAACACGAAGAGCAAAAAAUUGCCGUUGGGUUUCCUGGCGCUUGUGCUCCUGACGGUUAUCAGCAGCAGAAGUACCAGCAGCAAGACGGACUAUGGAGAAAUCGUAAUUGCAAAAGUAAUUAUACCGCAGAAGCUUUGAUUGGAGUGAAUACUUCUUCUAGUAUCCAGGAUAAUAAUCCUGACAAACAAUUACACGCAAUAAAAUUCUCCGCAGAUUAUUCGCAGAAUAAAUUCCCGGGUGGGUUGUCAGCGGACAUGGUGAUGCCCCCGAUAAAUUAUUUAGCGACGAAUCCGGACGACGGUAACGGAUAUGGCCAAGUGAUGAACCAGAAUUUUAAUCAUACGUCUUAUACUUAUUCUCCUAACGCGAAUAUUUAUCCGACGACAAAUUUUAUUCCGGGAAUAUCUGCUAAUACUCCCGGAAGUUACAUGAUGCCGUUGCAUGACAACCCGACGGAUUAUUUAGAGGCAAAUUCAUUUUUAUUACCGAAUGUUACUACGAAUGUUGGCAAUCCAUCAAAAUCAACAGACAUGCCAGCGAGUGUGACAUCUUCGAGUACACGUGUCACGGCUUCGUCAACGGCAACGACGAACGUCAAGAAUACUCAUUAUGGUAAUGGGGGAGUGAAGCAUCACCAGAAUUGUGACGGCAAAAGAAAUUACACGAGUGUCAGUAAAAAGAGUAAGAAGAAAGCGGACCCGAUGCAUGUGGAGUUUUCGGUACCGGGUGUGGCGACGAUGGAAGAUUACCCGCAUCAUCAUCAUCACCACCAUCAUCACCAUGGGCACUCGGCGAGUUUUUUGCCGCCGCCACCACCCCCGCCGCCGACGCAUGCUAAUGCGUUGUAUCAGAAUUCGCCGCAUGCUAUGGGAAUGGGACUGGCGGGAAAUUCAAAUAGGAGCAGAAGUAUGACGAGUAAUUCUGUUGCGAUGACACAUCAUCCGUCGGGAACGAGUCUUACUAAUUUUAAUUUGAGUACAAUAUUUCCAGAAAUAAAUGAUAAGAUACCCGGAUACAAACCACCAAAUAUUCCACCCGGAUUGACACAGUCUACCAAUCACUCAUCCGCGAGUUAUCCACAGAGAAUUAAUUAUUCCGCCAAUAAUACUCUCGGUCACGUGCCACAGGUUUCCGAAGCAACCCAAUUUACAAGUGACUUACCAGCUCCACCUCCACCAGUGCUUCACUACAAAACAACUUGACGAACUAUAAUUAAUUAAAAAACUGUAUUAUAAUUAAUUUAUCAUAUAUCCCCGCGAAUAAUAUUACGUGUUUAAAUAUGUACAUAUAUUUCAUAAAUUAAUUUAAUAAAAAAAUGAGUUUUAUUUUUCA
Microplitis demolitor is the source of this 6626-nucleotide messenger RNA. RefSeq lists its product as uncharacterized. Lineage: Eukaryota; Metazoa; Arthropoda; Insecta; Hymenoptera; Braconidae. The record is from RefSeq and is a predicted model, not a curated record. Gene Ontology annotation, molecular function: protein dimerization activity. The transcript is spliced from 6 exons. Bases 332 to 6496 code for a protein of 2054 amino acids.